AUGCGCCAAUCAUCGGCGAGACAAUCUCAAAUAUCUUCAGGUUCCACCAAUGUCUCCUUAUCGCAAGCAUUGCUUGAGAAGAAGAAGGAGUACGAAGCUGUCGCGGCUCUAGAGAGAGCAAGCUCACAGUUCCUCAAACGCAUGGAGGAAAUAGGCGAUGACUUCGACGUGAUGGCGGAAGCAGGGAGAGUGCACGGGCAGGUCCUCGACCAAUGGCCUAACAUGUUCAGAAUCCUAAGCCUAUUCUUAUCGACGCGCGAACGGCAAUCUGAGGAAGACGAUUCUCCCUCCCUACUGGCUGGCGAACGGCUUGUGCGGGUUCCGGUCGAAGAGUUACGAUCAACGGAAGACAAGUCAUAA
This is a messenger RNA of Laetiporus sulphureus 93-53, 360 nucleotides long. RefSeq lists its product as uncharacterized. The coding region runs from base 1 to 360 and encodes 119 amino acids. Gene Ontology annotation, biological process: mitotic cell cycle; attachment of spindle microtubules to kinetochore. Gene Ontology annotation, cellular component: mitotic spindle midzone; mitotic spindle; mitotic spindle pole body. The record is from RefSeq and is a predicted model, not a curated record. The transcript has 3 exons. Lineage: Eukaryota; Fungi; Basidiomycota; Agaricomycetes; Polyporales; Laetiporaceae.